This is a messenger RNA of Octodon degus (degu), 2292 nucleotides long. It is a transcript of the gene Prkag3, whose product is annotated as protein kinase AMP-activated non-catalytic subunit gamma 3. The record is from RefSeq and is a predicted model, not a curated record. The transcript is spliced from 14 exons. The coding region runs from base 214 to 1641 and encodes 475 amino acids. NCBI's taxonomy places the organism in Eukaryota, Metazoa, Chordata, Mammalia, Rodentia, Octodontidae.
CGGGUCGCGCACUCUCUUGCGUCGGCUGAAGCUGAGGCUGGCUGCGUGGAGCCCGAGCUGGAGCACGCCCUGCGCAGGGUACCGGGGUCCCAGGAGACCCGCACCAGGACAGCAGGCGCCUGGAGCGAGGCUGCGGAUGUGUGUUCGCACGUACCCCGGUCUGGAGCAACUUUGGACGCCCUGAACAGCAAGGCCUUGUUCCCCCUUCCAGAGAUGAGCAUCCUAGAGCAGGGAGAUGGCCUCUUGUGGCCAUCACCAGCCAUGAGCACCACAGAAAGAAUCUGUGGGAAACCUGGGGCCAAAAUGUCAUCGAGGACAAAGCAGGAGGCUGCAGAGGAUGGAGAGCCACCAGGACCGGGGGAAGGUGCCUGGUCCAGGCCAGCUGCUGAGUCCACCAGGCUAGAGGCCACAUUCCCCAAAGCCACACCCUUGGCCCAAGACGCUCCCUUGGCCAGGAUGGGGACCCCACCCAAGGGGUGGGACCUCCUGCCUGCUGACUGUGCAGCCUCCACCGUGGGCUCCAGCACAGACGAUCUGGAGCUCUCUAUGGAGUUUCCAGCCCCAGAAGCUUGGGACUGGGAACUCAAAGAGCUAGAGAAAGACAGACCUGCCCCAAGCCCAUCCCCGCAGGCCCCUCUACUCAGCCUCGGUUGGGAUGAUGAGCUGCAGAAGCCGGGGUCGCAGGUCUACAUGCACUUCAUGCAGGAACACACCUGCUAUGAUGCCAUGGCAACCAGCUCCAAGUUGGUCAUCUUCGACACCAGCCUGGAGAUCAAGAAGGCCUUCUUUGCCCUGGUGGCCAAUGGCGUUCGGGCAGCCCCUCUAUGGGACAGCAAGAAACAGAGUUUUGUGGGGAUGCUCACCAUCACAGACUUCAUCCUGGUGCUGCACCGAUACUACAGGUCCCCUCUGGUCCAGAUCUAUGAGAUUGAACAACAUAAGAUAGAGACCUGGAGGGAGAUCUACCUUCAAGGCUGCUUCAAGCCUCUGGUCUCCAUCUCUCCCAACGACAGCCUGUUCGAAGCCGUCUACGCCCUCAUCAAGAACAGAAUCCACCGUCUGCCGGUCCUGGACCCCUUGUCAGGCACAGUGCUCUACAUCCUCACACACAAGCGGCUGCUCAAAUUCCUGCAUAUCUUUGGGGCCUUGCUACCCCGGCCCUCCUUCCUCUGCCGCACUAUCCAAGAUUUGGGCAUCGGCACAUUCCGAGACUUGGCUGUGGUGCUGGAGACAGCGCCCAUCCUGACCGCACUGGACAUCUUUGUGGAUCGGCGAGUGUCAGCACUGCCUGUAGUCAAUGAAUCUGGUACCAGCACCAGGGCAGGGGGCUCUGGACAGGGUCAGGUCGUGGGCCUCUAUUCCCGCUUUGAUGUGAUUCAUCUGGCGGCCCAGCAAACCUACAACCACCUCGACAUGAGUGUAGGAGAAGCCCUGAGGCAGAGGACACAGUGUCUGGAGGGAGUCCUUUCCUGCCAGCCCCAUGAGACCCUGGGGGAAGUGAUUGACAGGAUUGCCAGGGAACAGGUGCACCGGCUGGUGUUAGUGGAUGAAACUCAGCAUCUCCUGGGUGUGGUAUCCCUCUCGGACAUCCUUCAGGCCCUGGUGCUUAGCCCUGCUGGUAUUGAUGCCCUCAGCACCUGAGAAUAUCCAAGUCCUUACUCCCAGGUCACUUCCACACCUGCAAGUCAGUGAAGGUUGCUGGGGGGCACAGCCUUCAUCUUCCCUCACCCCAGUUUGCCAGUUCAGCUCUGGUUCAGACUUCUCCAGCCCUCCUGAAUCACCCUGUUCUCCUAGAAGCCCUUGGACAUGCCCAGUCUGCUGUGGACAAUGACACUAAGGACAAUGGCUGAGUCAAGCCUGGAGGAACCUGACCCAGACUCUAGGAUUACCCCAGGUCACCCGUGCUCCACACACACUUGUAUCCACUCCCUCCAACCUGGGUUGAGACUGGUCGCUGGGGUGCAGUGAGCCUGAAGCCUAUAGGUACAGUCAUGGGCUCUAGAUCUCUCCACUUCUGGAUAUGUUCAGCUCAUUCCCCAGUCCUGAGAGUCCCAGCUGCUCCUUCCCAAUGGGAUCCACCAUAGUGACACUGCCCUCCUACUGUCCUGGCAUAGUCAUUUCAAGGGUGCUGGCAGUCACUAUUUCCAGAGCUGCCACUGUUCUCCAGGAAACCCCUUUGUUCUUGCCAGUGGACAGUGUUCUUUGUUCCCAGUGACCAUGACCUUGUACUAAGAUCCCUGAGAACAACCAGUCUUCAAAACAAAACCAAAAAGAAUAAGCCAUGGACUUGGA